This is a messenger RNA of Rhodamnia argentea, 1785 nucleotides long. Its product is annotated as L10-interacting MYB domain-containing protein. Bases 152 to 1678 code for a protein of 508 amino acids. The record is from RefSeq and is a predicted model, not a curated record. Lineage: Eukaryota; Viridiplantae; Streptophyta; Magnoliopsida; Myrtales; Myrtaceae. The transcript has 5 exons.
GUAAAGAUCAGGAUCUUAUCAUGGCUCGAGGCUGUGCCAACCUUAUCCAGGAGCAGGAACAGGCACAGAUUUAUCCCCCUCCAAAUUGCUCCCGAGAAAGGAAGAUAUCGCACUCCAGACUCGUCCCAGUUCUUGUCCAUCGCCUCCCAGCAUGGGCAUCCGGCCUCAAAGUAACGCUGAACGUCUGAGGACGAUUUGGACUCCUGAAAUGGAUCGGUACUUCAUUGACCUUAUGCUAGAGCAGGUCAGCCAAGGGAACAAAAUUGAUGAUAACUUGUUCAGCAAACGAGCAUGGAAACAUAUGAUGCUGCUGUUCAAUGCAAAAUUCAAGUUUCAGUACGAGAAAGAUGUCCUUAAGAAUCGCCACAAAUCACUUAGGAAUCUGUACAAGGCAAUAAAAAAUCUUCUCGACCAGCGGGGUUUCAGUUGGGACGAAACCCGAAAGAUGGUGAUUGCUGAUAACAAAAUUUGGGACGACUAUAUCAAGGUACACCCAGAUGCACGCUCGUACAGAAUUAAAAGCAUUCCAUACUACAGAGAUCUCUGUCGAAUUUAUGGAAACUCAUCCCUUGAACAAAAAGAACCAGGCAACAACGCACCAGAGUCAUCAUCACAUUCAGCUAACAAUGGUACAUUAAUGCUCCCUGAUAGUAUUGGUGAAGAAGGGGCGGAUCCUCUCCCUGAUAUCACAAUUGAUGAGGACUUUAGAAUUUCUGUUCCUGAAGGAGUAGCAGAGAUUUCUACUUCACAGGACGAGCCAAAUGUCGUUGGCUCCGGUGUUGGUAGUCGUUCAAGGACUUGCUGGCAGCCAACUAUGGACCGUUAUUUUAUCGACCUCAUGUUAGAACAAGUGCAGAAAGGGAACCAGGUUGAUGGUCUCUUCUUGAAACAAGCGUGGAUGGAGAUGAUUGCAUCAUUUAAUGCAAAAUUUGGGUUUAGUUAUGAAGUGGAAAUCCUGAAAAAUCGAUACAAGACUCUCAGGCGCCAAUUCAACGUGAUAAAAAAUCUACUUGAUACGGAGGGUUUCUCCUGGGAUGAUUCCCGUCAAAUGGUGACUGCUGAUGAUUACAUUUGGCAAGACUACAUUAAGGCACACACUGAUGCGCGGCAAUUUAUGACUCGACCUGUACCAUACUACAACGAUCUGUGCACAAUAUGCCGCGAUCCAAGUAUCAAUGAGAGAGAAUUUCUCUUAGGUCAAAAUGUGGAGCAGCCAAAUGAAGUCGCACUAGUCAUAUAUCAACAGGCAUCGAAGACUUCACACUCCCCUUCUGCAUCGAUUUCUGGUAUGGACCAAGAUGACAAUUCACAAGACCUAGGUAGAAGGGGUUCGAAAUUGGCCAUUUCCAGAAAGCGCCAGUAUGAAGACCGAUCAAACAUAGGAACGCAUAUAAAGUGCCUCAAGGAGACUAGUGAGGGGACCGUGAGAAUUCAGCCGGAAAUGGUGACUGCAGCUGCUUGUUUGUCCAAUAAAAAGAAAGAUGAUGAGAACUCGAACUCAGUACCAAUUGAGCAGGUAAUUGAAGCAGUUCAGGCCUUACCGGACAUGGAUGAUGACCUAAUACUGGAUGCUUGUGAUUUCCUAGAGGAUGAAAUGAAAUCUAAGACAUUCAUGGCGCUGGAUGUUAAACUUAGGAAAAAAUGGCUACUGAGGAAGCUUCGGCCACAGUCACAUUAGUUUCUUCUAGUUUUAGGCAAAUUCUUCCAAGAUUCGUAUUUGUGCAUCCUUUAUUGCUCAUAUCAUGUUAACUUUGUCGGAUUGAUUUAGGCAAAUUCUUUAUAUCU